Molecule: messenger RNA, 783 nt
Organism: Lactuca saligna
Lineage: Eukaryota; Viridiplantae; Streptophyta; Magnoliopsida; Asterales; Asteraceae
Source: the annotation of a GenBank genome assembly
UCUAGUCUACAAAUGGUACUACUUUAUAUUCUUAUCUAGCUAUUCACUCCUAAAUUGGUCAUGAUCCAGGAACAUCAAACUCCAUUUUCUCUCUAUUUAUAUGGCGAUAAUAAGUAAGAUAACCUUCAAAGUUGUUCCAUUUGGUAUGAAUUAGGGAAGAAAAAACCAUGAUGAUGAGCAAGAUUUCGAGGAGAAAUAUCUUAUCAGGAAAACAAAAGAAAAAAGACAGCGAGCGUAUGAAGAAAAACCGACUAUUGAUUACUGUUAAUGUGCUGGGGAGUCCAGGGCCAUUGAGGUUGUUGGUGAACCAAGAUGACACAGUUUCAACUGUUAUCGAUUCAUCUCUGAAACUUUAUGCUCGUGGUGGAAGGCUUCCAGUUCUUGGAUCUGAUUUUAAGAACUUCUUACUCUAUACAUCAAACGCACCAUCAGAUGGUAGCACAGAUGCUUUUACAUAUGUUUCUAUUCAUACCCAUAUGAGAUGCUGCUGCGCUUUAUUCAAUUGUUCACCACUGAGUUCAAAUGAAGUAAUUGGGUUAUCUGGUGAGAGGAACUUUGUGAUGUCCAAGAAGAUGAUGAAUAAUCUACCAAUGGCCAAAAGUAGGACUGAUACGAUCGCUCAUGUCCAAGCAGAGAGUCGUAGUUGGAAAUCGUGGCUCCAUAGUCUGAAUAAAUCAUGCAAGAUUAUAUCACAUUGAUGUAACUGCCUGAAAGCUAUCAAAUGUUUUUCAUGGUAAAUAAAAAACAGAAGCCGAAUGAAAUGGUACCUUUUUUCAUAUGAAA